Molecule: messenger RNA, 4430 nt
Organism: Phlebotomus argentipes
Lineage: Eukaryota; Metazoa; Arthropoda; Insecta; Diptera; Psychodidae
Gene: foxo
Product: forkhead box protein O
Exons: 11
Coding region: 689-2374 (561 amino acids)
Biological process (GO): regulation of transcription by RNA polymerase II
Cellular component (GO): nucleus
Molecular function (GO): DNA-binding transcription factor activity, RNA polymerase II-specific; RNA polymerase II cis-regulatory region sequence-specific DNA binding
Source: RefSeq, a predicted model, not a curated record
CCGGAUCGAGAGCAAGUUCGCCUGUACGAAGUUAAUUUGCCAAGAAGCCACGAGGUCGCGAUUGACCGUGUAUUUUUGUCACAUUUGCCCGAUAGUACGACCCGUGCUCGAAAUUGCAAACCAACUGUCCAUACCUCAGCGCCGGACGCUAAAGCCAGGAUAGAUCUUGUGCAACUGUGCGCGUCUUUUCGCGGUGUGUGGAAAAAUUGUCGACAGGCGACAAGAGUGUUGCGUCUUGUGGGAAAAUUCCUCAAGGAAAAAGUGUGCGAGAGAGAGACGAUCGUGCCUCCCCAUACUUUUUACUUAAUGGAGACAAAUCCCAGUUCGUGUGAAUAAUUAAGGUUCUUUUUUCCGUUGAAACUACAACAUCACAGUUCUUAGACAGAUAUUCUCCGGUGGUGUUCAUAAAACAGUAAGACAGUGUUCACAAACGACUAGUCGCAUUAAAGAGAAGGUGGUGAAUUUUAAGUGUGCGUACUGCAAAACGAGUCCGAGAGAAUUUUCCUGCCGACCAAGAUAGAGUAUUUUAAAGUGGUCCAAAGAUAGUCCUCUCGUCUUGGCAGCAAGUGUGCGCGAUAAGACAAGAAACUGAGAUUAGUGCGGGAGAUUAAUCCAGUUGAUUUACGAGAGAUAAUUUCGCUGGAGGUUGCCAGUGAUUCCGUUGGCGCGGAGUGAGACUUGAGUGCGGAUGGAUUCAUUCGGGUCUAUUUGGCCAUCGCCGCCGCGAGGCCUCGACGGUGUCUCCAACGACGGCCUGCCGAUGGAGACCCUCACGGAGCUGCAGGACGGCAAUUUUGAGCCACAGACCAGGGCCAGGUCCAACACUUGGCCGCUGCCGCGCCCAGACAACAUCGUCGAGCCCAGCGACGACGCAGAGAGUAACAAGUGCAGCAAUCAGCAAUUAUCUGGAGCAGCUGGCCAACAAAUCACAUCCCCAAAUGUGGCAUCGUCGAAGAAGAACUCUUCGCGGCGCAACGCGUGGGGAAACCUCUCGUACGCCGACUUAAUUACCCAGGCCAUCAGUUCGGCGUCCGACAAUCGUCUUACAUUGAGCCAAAUAUACGAGUGGAUGGUGCAGAAUGUUCCCUACUUCAAGGACAAGGGCGACUCCAACAGCAGUGCAGGAUGGAAGAAUUCAAUUCGGCACAACUUGUCACUCCACAAUCGAUUUAUGCGUGUCCAGAACGAAGGCACCGGUAAAUCAUCGUGGUGGAUGCUGAAUCCGGACGCAAAACCGGGGAAGUCGGUGCGACGACGAGCCGCCUCCAUGGAGACAUCCAAGUUCGAGAAGCGACGAGGUCGAGCAAAGAAGAGGGUGGAAGCUUUAAGGAAUGCACAAGCGCUAGGGGUUGCGGCUGUGCUCAACGAUGCCACCCCGUCGCCAAGUAGUAGUGUCAGCGAGGGUUUGGAUCUCUUUCCCGACAGUCCUCUGCAUAGUGGCGGUUUCCAAUUGUCGCCUGAUUUCCGGCAACGUGCUUCAUCGAAUGCGAGCUCGUGCGGCCGCCUAAGUCCAAUCCCGGCCGUCCUGGGCAUUGAGCCCGACUGGGGCUAUCCGCAGGAUGACUUUGCCCCGAGCACAACGACCAGUACAACUGCGGCCACGACCACGGCCCAGCAGCAGGGCUCAGCUCAGCUGGAUCAGUUGGCCGGCUCGCUGGCCGAUGAUCUCACGUUGCAAUCUGAAUUUAUGCAAGGGUUCAACACAGCGACCACGCAAUUACACAACCAGCCUCCGCCGCCCUAUCAGGCGACCCAGUCAUACGCCCUGCACGCCACAGUUGCUCAAACCUACGGAAUGCACCAGAACCAGUGUCCCAUUCACAGGAUGCAGCCCUGUUCGUGUAUGCAUCACAACAACACGAGGGAGAGCAUGUCGCCGGCGUCAGGGACGGGCAUGUCGCCUUCAUAUCCUCACAGUGAGCCCUCUCCGGACCCAAUGGGCAGCUACAAUUCUGUGAUCAUCGGUUCCAGAGUAGCACAGAGACCAUCAUCGAGUAGUCCACCAUUGACACCUCAGACAGUUCAAAUCAACAACGGUGACGCUCCAUCGACGCUCAUGGGUCAAUUUAUGGAGGCGCUCAACAAUCAGGCCAUCAUUGAUGAUUUAGGACUAAAUAUAGAUAGCUUUCACGGAGGUCUGCCAAAUGUCGAUGAAGUUAUCAAGCAUGAGCUGAGCAUGGAUGGCUCGCUGGACUUCAAUUUCCCAAUCUCGCACCACAAUAUGACCACCUCGCACGCGUCCAACGUCUCCACGGUCACCGACAGUAGCAUCGUCAACACACUGUCCGGACCGCCACCCCAAACGGCCGCUGCUCACGCCCCGGUCCAGUACUCCACGAGAACGAGCGUGACGCCGCCGUCGUGGGUGCACUAGAUAAGCCGCGCCAGUCCACCAGCCCAUGGAUAUCCUGUCGUGCAAUCCUCGGCCAUCAUUGGAAGGAACACAGAAGUAGGAAAAUUCUCAGAUUGAUCCCCGAAGGUGUGUUUGAGCACAUAGAAAAUGGAGAGGAUUAUUCUUACAACCAUUUAGUGCAAAUUAAGUUGUGUUACACACUUUCAUUUCUCUCAAUAUAUCGCCCACAAAACAAUCAAUCAACCAAUCAGUCAAUCAACCACGCAAUCAGACGGAAAUGAGAGAGGAGCUCAAAUUACAGACGAGCAACGGCUGUACCAAUAAACUCAAUUUGUACUUGGCUCUGGGUCGGCUUAAGAUGCUGUAAAUGGUAGCUGUGAAGCCCUACAUAGUGCGUAAAUGUAACACAGAUCUCAGGAGAACUUAUGUUAGCACUCGGAACAAAGUAUGCACAAAAGAAUUUUUCCUUAAUUUCGUCUUAAGAUGACAAGCAUGCAUCUCAAUGACUACACUCGAUUCUUGAGGAAUUCAGUGAGGUUUUUUGUAGUAAUAUUUUGAUGAAUUUUCAUUGACACUUCAGUUCAGACGAUAAAAAUUGAUCAUGCAUGUAAAUAGACUUUAUUACUGAUCAUUUGAAGUUUCUCUUCGCGUCUUUUUCCCCUUUUGUAACAACUUCAUUAUGUGCCAUUUGAAAGAUUCUCAGAGCAGCUUUUGUGGUGAGUACGAGUGAAGUCACAGAGAAGGUAACUAAAGAGAAUGAGGAACUCAUGUGGAGACCAAGAAUACAAAAUAUUAGUGCCAUUUUUGCAAUAAUAGAAAUGAGGAUAGGAAACUCAUAUGAGAAGCAACUCAAUAAACUUGUAUGUCGCCUGUUUAAUUGUAUAAACGUGAAUCGAAGAAAUAUUUGACUUCUUAAUGUGCGAGAAGGCAACACAAAACUUUCAAAAGAAAAAAAAAUGUAGGAGAAAGAUGCUAUUAAUUUUCUGUCUAGAUCGAGAGUGUUGGGUCAGUUAUGAAUUUAACAAGAAGAAGGAAGAUGAAAUGCUUAUUGUGAGGAAAAGAGAAAAAUUAAUUGCAUUGCAUUAGAAAUUAUAAUCAAUGUCGGCUUUAAAACAUAUUGCAAAUUGAAUUUCCGAUUUUAUCUCCCUUCAUCGUAUAAAAGAAGCAUAAUUAUAAUUGUUAAGGUGCGUAUCAAGUACAAUUAGACAAAUAUUAAUUAUUUUCUAUUUGUAAGAAAUUGUAUCGUUAAUGGUUGGAGGGUCUCUUCAAUUUUUCAUAUUUUUAAUCUGUUCUUUUUUUCCAUUUCUUAAUUUCUUGAAAUGUCUUGCCAAAUAUCGCUGUGAAAAUAGGGUGAAACCAAACAGUGGAAAGACAUUUUGCAGAAUCUCUAAAGACACUUCUUUAGACUAUAAACGUCUUAUUGAUCUUUUUGUAAAACAGAACGUGCAAACAAUAUGAGAAAUAACACAUUAAAUGGAAAUUUUUAUCAAUUACAAAGGCCAAUUAAUAAAUGUAAUAAGUAGAUAAUACGUAGGUAAUGAGAAAACUCUAAAGCUUUGUACAUAUUAAGGGUAGUUUACAGUACUGUAUUAUUUUGUAAGGAGACAUUUUAGCAGACAGCAACUGUGCAAGUCAUUCGAUAUAAUACUUUUAAGAAGAAUGAUGUACUCAAUUUUAUAAGGAGGGAAGCAAGAGUGACGCUGAGAAUUAUUAUUCACGUGACACAUAAAACACAAAUAGCCAAAUUAUUAUCUUAAUUUUCAUUAAACAUUUUCAAAGAAAUCGAUAAUUUUCCAAAAUAAUUCGCAUUCAAUUAUGAAAGUAGUUCUCUGUGUCACUUUUGCUCGUCAAUUAUUUCUUUUUUUCUUCUUCAAUUAACACAGCAAAAUUCUAAAUUUAUCUUAUUGUAUGCUAAAUUUAUUAAUGAACUAAUUUGGUUUUAUCAUAAUUUUUGGAUUAGGCUAUGUUUUUUGGCAAAAUUAACCGCAUAAACGAAACAAUAAUAGUGGAAAAUGUGUUAAAAACUAGGAUAGAGGGAGAAAAAGAGAAAAAAACGUUGUAAAACGACAAAGAAAAA